Trichoplusia ni (cabbage looper) is the source of this 1881-nucleotide messenger RNA. RefSeq lists its product as uncharacterized. The transcript has 10 exons. Gene Ontology annotation, molecular function: protein kinase inhibitor activity. Bases 270 to 1700 code for a protein of 476 amino acids. The record is from RefSeq and is a predicted model, not a curated record. Gene Ontology annotation, biological process: intracellular signal transduction; negative regulation of protein tyrosine kinase activity. Gene Ontology annotation, cellular component: cytoplasm. Lineage: Eukaryota; Metazoa; Arthropoda; Insecta; Lepidoptera; Noctuidae.
GAAAAAAAACUCAAACAUUUAAGUUCCAUCAAUUUUGUUAAAUAAAAUCGACUACGGAUAACUUUUCAUGACUGGCCUGACGUUUCAAUUUAUAACCUGUGCCCUGGCAGCGGGCGUUAUUGAAUCAAGGAACCGAAGAACUUAUUAUUUCUUUUCUUUUUGUUUUCAGCGAUGUUAAUGUUUAUUUUCCAAAAAGACAUAAGUAACAACAAGAGAAAAGGUUCGAUUAAAAUUACCUCAAGUUAAAAUGCCUUUGUUUUGAGGAAACAAUGAACGAAAGCGCUGCCGAAUGCUCGGAAGCUUUGGAUCCUCGCGUUCAGAUUGAAUUAGAGAGGCUCAACACAGCUACAGAUGAGAUCAACCGGCUUGAGGUUGAGCUGGAUGAGGCCCGGCUGGCGUUCAGGCGCCUGCUGGCUGAGGGCCACCUCCGGAUUCAGCAGCUCACCAAGAAAUUGGGAACUAGUGUGCACAAGGCCCGCCCUUACUAUGAAGCUAGGUUUAGAGCUAAUAUUACAUCACAAGAACUCCAAACAGCAACGAUUGCGUACGACAAGGCGAACAGCGCUCACGCAGCGGCGCGCGAGAUGGUGUACCUCGCGGAGCAGGGGCUGGCGCGGCUCGCGGAGGGCAACGCGGGCCUCACGCUCGACCCCGCCUGGCAGGAGAUGCUUAACCACGCCACACAUAGAGUCAAUCAGGCGGAGAGCGACCGCGCCAACGCUACGGUGACACAACGCACGAAGUCGGCCGCGCACCGCGCCGCCACCGCGCUGGUGCAACAGCUGCAGAGCGGACUUAAGAGGCACAUCGCCAAGUCCAGACCAUACUUCGAAGAGAAGGCCCGCAUCAAUACAGCGCUAGAGAGCCAGAAGGCUCGCAUCCAGACCCUGGAGGAGCAGGUGGCGGAGGCCAAGCAGCAAUAUUCCUCGGCCCUGAGGAACCUCGAGAGGAUCUCCGAUGAGAUACACCGGCAUAGGUCUAGGAGACAGUCGGCUAGGCAUGAAAUCGACCGCUCAACAAUAACAGACACAGCCAGCGAUACCAACACGACGUGUAGCGACAAGCUUGAGGAGCUGUGUGAGAGCAGCUCCGACGCGAGCGUGCGCGAGUGGCUGCGGCGGGCAGCCGACGCGCAGCGGCCGCGCCAGCAGGACAACGACACCUGGACUGAGAUAGACCUGGACUACUCCAGCCCCGAGGAGGUGAGUUUCGAGAAGUGUUCCCUCCGCGGGCGCAGCACCCCCUCGGCGUGGUCCCCGGCCAGCCCGGGCGAGUCCCGCGCGUCGGCGGCGGACCCGCGCCGCAUCAUCCGCGCGCCCGGGCCCGCCCCGCCGCCGCGCGACCCGCCGCCGCGCCGCCCCAGCCUCGACGCGCUGCUGCACGACACCGGCGAGAAGGUCAAGGAGAUGUUCCAAGGCCUGUCCCUGUUCGGCGAGCGCCGCGGCUCGUCGUCGGCCCCGCGCUCGCCGCGCUCGCCGCGCUCCCCGCGCCGCGCCGCCUCCGCCGCCUCCUCCGCCGGGGACGAGCGCUACUCCGACACCGACAGCCUCGCCAGUGUGGAGAUGCUAACAGACGAUCAGAUCGCCUCCCUGAUGCUGGACGCGCAGCUGGAGGCCGUGUGCGAGCGCCUCGCGGGCGUAGCGCACGACAAGCACGAACACGACUCACGGCCAACAACCGCAGUGAAAACAAUAGUUUAGAAACAGUGAAACAAACCAAUACGCUUAGUAAGUCUUUAGUACAUCGAGAUACGCAUUCCAUUACACUAUGUAGUAUUAACACUACCACUGACUUGUAAACUGCCUUUUUUACAAUAGGGAUGAUGACUGGGUAUAAAAAGAAAAAAUCUCAUUAGUCCCUCAGUUAGAUAAUUGAAAAGUA